This is a messenger RNA of Musa acuminata subsp. malaccensis (wild Malaysian banana), 841 nucleotides long. Lineage: Eukaryota; Viridiplantae; Streptophyta; Magnoliopsida; Zingiberales; Musaceae. The record is from RefSeq and is a predicted model, not a curated record.
AUGGCGGCGGAGACGUUGGUCGGGUACGGCGGGGAGGGGGAGGGGGGCGAUGGGGCGGUGGGGGUGGAGGCGGCGUUCCAGGCGUUGAACACCAUCAUCCAGCUCCACUUCGAGAAGAUCCUGGAGAAGAAACGCGAUGUGGACACGCAGAAGAAGGAGCUAUGGCGUCUCUUCCAGCUCUUCUUCCUCUUCCUCGCGGUGGUGCUGGCCGCCCAGCUGGGGGCGUCCCCCGAUCGCCUCCAGUGCCGCCACUGCUGGGCCCCAAUCGGCCUCCUCUCCCUCGCCCACCUCGCCUUCUACGUCGCCGUCGCCCAAACCCUCCGCUGCAUCAACGGCUUCAAGUACCAGCGCCGCUGCCACAAGCUCACCCUCGCCCUCGCCACCGAUCGCCUCAAGCUCCUUAAGUUACGCUUCUCCUCCUCCUCCUCCGCCGCCGCUGCCGGCGCCGAGCCCCCUCCCGUUCUCCCCUCCGACUUCGAGAUCCACUACCAGGAGCCCCCGGAGAGUUACCUGGGCAAGUUCAAGCGCAGCUGGGCCCUGCACUUCGGCUUCCUCAUGUGCACCUUCGGCUUCAUGGUCUCCGCCUCCGUCGUCCUCCUCUGCUUCUAGGAUCUUCCAUUCCGUCACAUUUUGGGCAUUCCCGGUGAGAUGGACAUGGAUCUGAGAUGGUGAGUGGGUGAUCCUUCUCUUCUUGUUACCAUUCUUGGAGAAUGAUGAAUGCUUAGCCGUGCUACGUAUCACGGUUGGUCAACCAUGCAAGAUCAGCAUGGUUUGACGUGUCUUGUUCCCAACCUCGUGUUUAUUCAUCCAUAUUUAUCUAUCUAUCUAUCUAUUUAUUUAU